This is a messenger RNA of Wallemia mellicola CBS 633.66, 1015 nucleotides long. Its product is annotated as WD40 repeat-like protein. Gene Ontology annotation, biological process: spliceosomal snRNP assembly. Gene Ontology annotation, cellular component: SMN complex. NCBI's taxonomy places the organism in Eukaryota, Fungi, Basidiomycota, Wallemiomycetes, Wallemiales, Wallemiaceae. Bases 1 to 945 code for a protein of 314 amino acids. The record is from RefSeq and is a predicted model, not a curated record. Gene Ontology annotation, molecular function: protein binding; RNA binding. The transcript has 3 exons.
AUGUCACGCUCUAUACCACUCACAUGUUCUGGACAUACGCGUCCAGUUGUACAACUACAAUUCUCUGUUCUACAGGCAGACAGCACGUUCUGUUUAAUAAGUUCUUGUAAAGAUGGUAAUCCUAUGCUCCGUGAUUGGACCGGCGAUUGGAUUGGUACAUUCCUAGGACACAAAGGUGCUGUAUGGUCAUCUAAACUAAGCCAUGAUACGACUUUAGCGGUAACAGCUAGUGCGGAUUUCACAGCCAAAGUAUGGGAUACAUACAACGGUACAUGUAUCCACACACUCCCUCAUCAACAUAUAGUAAGAUCUGCAGCUAUAUCACCAGAUGGCAGCCACAUUUUGACGGGUGGACACGAGCGUUUGUUGCGCUUAUUCGAUUUAAGCGCACCUGAACAAUCAACAUUCUUACAAACUUCUGAUCAGGAUUCAUCCGCGCAUAGUAGCACGAUAAAGAGCGUCUUGUGGCAGGAUGCAGCAAUGGCAGUCUCUGGAUCUGAAGAUGGUACUUUAAAAUGGUGGGAUCUUAGAUCUAAGCGCUCAUUCCAGGUUUAUCAAUUAGAUUCACCUCUCGUAUAUCUCGAAUGGUCGGCUGGUGCCCAUAUGAUGGUUGCAGUUGCGGGUAAUACCGUCUACUUCUUCAACGCCAAACAGCCUGGCCAAGUUAUCAAGCAAUUCAAUCUUAAACAUAAACCAAGUUGCGCAUCUUUACACCCAAUUGUUAUGGAUAAGUUCGUAGUCGGAUCUGCUGAUGAUACCUGGGUAAGAAUCUAUGACUUCAACAGCGGAAAUGAACUCGAUUGCUUCAAGGGACAUCACGGCCCUGUUCACGCUGUAGAGUAUAGUCCAGAUGGAGAAUACUUCGCUAGUGGAUCGGAAGAUGGAACUAUUCGUCUAUGGCAAACCAACCCUGGUCGUGCAUAUGGUUUAUGGCGCGCUAAUUAGUUAUUAGUUAGAGAAAAUUUUCGCCUGUUGAUUGGGUGUUCUAAGUGAAAAGGAAAUAUCUAUUAACUUA